This is a messenger RNA of Bacillus rossius redtenbacheri, 871 nucleotides long. Its product is annotated as bifunctional protein GlmU-like. The transcript has 3 exons. Bases 51 to 482 code for a protein of 143 amino acids. NCBI's taxonomy places the organism in Eukaryota, Metazoa, Arthropoda, Insecta, Phasmatodea, Bacillidae. The record is from RefSeq and is a predicted model, not a curated record.
UCUCGUCUACAGUCUUUGUUCCAGUCGAUUUGUUCGAUGUGUUUACAUUGAUGGAGGCGGUGCGAAGCGGCGUGGUGGUUUACCCCAUGCGCCUGCUGCCUGGUGCGGAAAUCAAGUCGUCGCUGAUCGAGUUUGUGAAGGAAAACAGAUUAGAAGCUGCCUUCGUCGUCACAUGUUGCGGUAGUCUCACAAAAGCCACACUCCGUUUCGCAACCUGCGAGAAUGGGGAACACACGGUACGGACGCUGCAGCAGUGUUUCGAGAUCGUUUCGCUGGUUGGGACCGUCUGCCGAGACGGGGCACAUCUCCACGCCACUUUGGGGACGAGCGACGGGACUACAGUUUCCGGGCACGUGGUUGGAGACUUGGUCGUCCAGACGACGGCUGAGAUAGUUCUCGGCGUAGCCGAAGGAGCAAGAUUCAACAGAGUGUUCGAUCCAUCCACUAAGUUCUCCGAACUGGUUGUUACUCAAAAAUCAUAGAAACACUGCCCGAAGUCACCUUCAAGGUGAAUCUUCAUAGUCAUUAAAAAUAUUUUGCACCCUUUUUUUUUAAAUUAAAAUAAAAGCUACAGAAUAUAAUUAUAUUAUCUCUAAUAAGCUAAACACAAUAAAAAAGUCUGUUCCCAUUAUGACUUUACAUAUAAUUAAUUAGUAUUUUAUUUCCAGUGCCAAAGCAUAUGACUUAAUGGGCAGUACGUAACAUAACUCGACGAACUGUUACUGGUAUUUAUUCUAACCACACGUAAAAAAUAGUGUUUGUACUGUGAAAUAAUAUUGCAGUGUUGGAUGCUUGAACGCAGAAAUUAUUAUUCUUGUACAGUGCUGUUUCAUAUGUUAAUGUCUAAUAAAUCAGAAUUUAAAUAUAUUUA